AUGUCCCCGGACGCCCCAGGUGUAACUCACCUUGAUGUUAAGCAAGUCAUACGUAAUGUUGCAUUUGAAACCCUCAAAACUGUGCCAACCAGGCUGCUGUACACACCUACUGGCGUCCUGUACAACCGAGAUGCGCAGGUGUCGCAUUUUAUGCGCAGUCAACAAUACAGGCAGCUGGAGUCUCUAUGCACAACAUGCGGCGGGGACCAGCAAAUGGAACUCAUCCAUACUUGUGUUUCGAGACACUUUCAGUAUGUCACGUUUUCACACCGGUGGGGUGAAGACGAGCCAUCAUUGCGCGACAUCGAGGGCCGCGCGAUAUAUGAUAUGUCAGCAACGGGAGCCUUGAGAAAGCUCCAAUUCUUUUGUGCUGUUGCUUGCGAGCGGGAUUACUUAUGGGCGUGGAGCGACACGUGCUGCAUCGACAAAGAUAGCAGUGCCGAGGUGCAAGAAACGGUGGGGUCAAUGUUCGCGUGGUAUCGACAGUCCGCUUUGACCAUCGUAUACCUUUCUGACGUUCCUGACUCCGGCUCACUCGGAGACAGCGAAUGGUUCAGACGCGGAUGGACCCUGCAAGAACUACUGGCCCCCAAACGCAUACUAUUCUACACCCAAAACUGGUCGCUUUACAAGAACCUCGCAUCUUCGAACCAUAAAGCCAAUGACGUUGUGCUGGAAGAGCUGACGAGAGCAACUGGUAUAGAGUCCCAGUUCUUGUCCGACUUUUCUCCGGGUAUGGAUGACGCACGUUCGAGAUUGCAAUGGGCGUCAUUGCGUCGUACCACCCGGGCUGAAGAUAUCGCUUAUUCACUCUUUGGAAUAUUUAAUCUCCACUUGCCCGUUCUGUAUGGGGAAUCUGCUGAGAACGCGCUUGGCCGUCUCCUGGCCACAAUCAUAUCGCAGUCUGCAGAUAUCUCGGUUCUGGAUUGGGUCGGAGAGCCGUCACUGUUUCACAGUUGUUUCCCUGCUCACAUCACCUCGUAU
Messenger RNA from Pisolithus orientalis, 984 nucleotides. RefSeq lists its product as uncharacterized. The annotation marks the transcript as partial. The record is from RefSeq and is a predicted model, not a curated record. The transcript has a single exon. Lineage: Eukaryota; Fungi; Basidiomycota; Agaricomycetes; Boletales; Pisolithaceae.